This is a messenger RNA of Colletotrichum aenigma, 1047 nucleotides long. RefSeq names its product Trans-enoyl reductase fsr4 (gene fsr4-1). The transcript has 2 exons. The coding region runs from base 1 to 1047 and encodes 348 amino acids. The record is from RefSeq and is a predicted model, not a curated record. Lineage: Eukaryota; Fungi; Ascomycota; Sordariomycetes; Glomerellales; Glomerellaceae. Gene Ontology annotation, molecular function: oxidoreductase activity, acting on NAD(P)H.
AUGAAGGAAGCUAUCGUCAACCCAGACAUCACCGUCGACAUCAAGGACUCGCCCGUUCCGGAGCCGGGACCGGGUGAACUCCUCAUCAAGGUCAUUGUUUCAGGCACCAACCCGAAGGACUGGAAGCUUCCCGCCUGGGUCGGCACUUCCCACAACUCAGGCGAUGACGUCGCGGGCGUAAUCGAGAAGGUCGGCUCCGAAGUUUACGAAUUCGCAAAGGGCGACCGCGUCGCCGGCUUCCACGUAAUGCGCACCGAGCACGGCAGCUUCGCGGAGUAUGCCAUUGUCCCGGCCUUCGCUGCCUUCCACGUGCCCAAGAGCAUCACCUUCGAGGAGGCUGCGACGGUGCCAUUGGCCGCGUACACGGCCGCGACCGCGCUGUUCCACUCGCUUGAGGUGCCUUCGCCCUGGGAUCGCAGCCGUGAGAAGAAGAGCCCUCUCAUCAUCUACGGCGUCAGCUCUGCCAUAGGAGCUUUCGGUGUGAAGCUUGCCAAGAAGGCUGGGGUGCACCCGCUCAUUGCCGUGGGCAGCAAGAACAGCAAAUUUGUGACCGGGCUACUUGAUGAGGGGGCGGGUGAUGUGUUCUUGGACUACACCCAAUUUGAGAGCCAGGAUAAGUUGGCGGAGAAGUUGAAGGAAGUUAUUGAGAAGACGGGAGUAAGAUGCUACAAGGCUUUCGAUUGCGUGAGCGAGAAUGGCUCCUUUGAGAUGCUCGGAAAGGCUAUCCAGGGACCCCCAGAGGAGGGUACCGGAUUCAAGCCGAGGGUCACUACGGUUUUGCCAGGAAGGGACUACGGUGCGAUCGACAAGAGCGUUGAGGUUGUUGUCACGAGCGUCGGACAUGUGCAUGAAGAGGAAGGCCAGGGGCGGCUGUUCGGCUUGAUUUGGGCGAGGGUGUUUGCUGAAGGGUUGAGGUCUGGUUGGAUGAGGGCGCACCCGUAUGAGGUUGUCAACGGACUCGAAGGAAUUGCAGGGGCGUUGAAGGGCCUGAAGGAGGGAACGGUCAGGGCAAAGAAGAUGGUCAUUCGCAUCGCGGAUGGCAACUAA